AAACAACGCUGAAUUACCUAAAACAGAACAUAUUUGUCUUAAUAAAAAAAAUCGACAUUAAAACAUUCCUUGUUUGUGAUUUAUUGAAACCCCUGGCACUUCGAGAAAAUACAUAAUAGCGAAAAUUGCUGUAAGCAAAUAUAUCAAUUGUGUGUAUUCCUUCAUUGACGUUGAUACUUAACUAUGGCUGAGGUGCGUCGUAGGAAAGGUGAGAACGAGGCUGAUGACGCUGGAGAAAAAUUAGGAGAAGGAGACAAACGAAACUCUGCUGCCGAUUCAUCUGAUCAUGUCGAUUCGGAAGAAGAAAAAUUACCAGAGGAAAAAUUUGUUGAUGAACUGUCCAAAACUCUUCCUCAAGGAACGGAUAAAACGCCGGAAAUUUUGGAUUCAGCUUUGAAGGACCUUCCAGAUAGAUGGAAGAAUUAUGUUAUUCGUGGUAUCUUUACAUGGAUAAUGAUAUGCGGGUUUGCACUUAUCAUAUACGGUGGGCCUUUGGCGCUUAUGAUUACGACGCUGCUUGUACAGGUAAAAUGUUUCCAAGAGAUCAUUUCCAUUGGCUAUCAGGUCUAUCGCAUACAUGGCCUACCCUGGUUCCGCAGUUUGUCCUGGUAUUUCCUGUUGACAUCCAAUUAUUUCUUCUAUGGUGAAAAUUUGGUCGACUAUUUUGGCGUAGUCAUUAACCGUGUGGAAUAUUUGAAGUUUCUGGUGACCUAUCAUCGCUUUCUGUCGUUUGCAUUGUAUUGCAUCGGUUUUGUCUGGUUUGUGCUGUCGCUGGUGAAAAAGUAUUAUAUGAAACAGUUUAGUCUGUUUGCUUGGACACAUGUCUCGCUACUGAUUGUGGUCACCCAAAGUUACUUGAUUAUCCAAAAUAUUUUUGAAGGUCUGAUUUGGUUUAUUGUUCCUGUAUCGAUGAUUGUUUGCAACGAUGUAAUGGCGUACUUGUUUGGCUUCUUUUUCGGUCGUACUCCGCUAAUUAAAUUAAGCCCGAAAAAGACAUGGGAAGGUUUUAUUGGCGGCGGCUUCGCCACAGUUAUCUUUGGCAUCGUUUUCUCAUAUAUCCUUUGUCAUUAUCAAUACUUUGUUUGUCCUAUACUAUAUUCUGAGGAGUUGGGACGCAUGACAAUGGCCUGUGAACCGAGUUAUUUGUUCACAAAACAAGACUACAGCCUGAGUGUGUUUGGCAUCGGCAAAUACAUCAGUAUGUAUCCAUUUGUAUGGCAUUCAAUUUCCCUAAGUUUAUUCAGCUCGAUUAUUGGGCCUUUUGGAGGUUUCUUUGCUUCCGGUUUUAAACGUGCAUUUAAGAUAAAGGAUUUUGGUGAUAUGAUACCUGGACAUGGUGGCAUUAUGGACCGUUUCGAUUGUCAAUUUUUAAUGGCAACAUUUGUUAAUGUUUACAUUUCUAGCUUUAUCAGAACACCAGCUCCAUCCAAAAUUUUGACACAGAUUUACAACUUGAGACCUGAACAGCAAUUGCAAAUUUACCAGUCACUCAAAGAAAGUCUUGGGGACUUAAUUACAACUUAAAAAGUUUCCAAAAACGAUUAAAUCUAAGCGUAUUAUACAGACAAAACGACUGCGGAUACGAAUACUAUUUGUUUUAAACAUUAUAAGUAAUAAUUUAACUUGUUUGUUUAUUUUUAUUGUAAAAUUGGAAUUUGUUGUUGAUACUAGGUCUUCAUCUUAGCUUUGUAACAAAAAUAGAACAUCGAUCUCCGCUGUUUGUUAAUGCAGACU
This is a messenger RNA of Rhagoletis zephyria (snowberry fruit fly), 1734 nucleotides long. RefSeq names its product CDP-diacylglycerol synthase (gene Cds). The record is from RefSeq and is a predicted model, not a curated record. Gene Ontology annotation, cellular component: endoplasmic reticulum membrane. Gene Ontology annotation, molecular function: phosphatidate cytidylyltransferase activity. NCBI's taxonomy places the organism in Eukaryota, Metazoa, Arthropoda, Insecta, Diptera, Tephritidae.